UACAAAGUAAAUAUCUUGAAUCUAUGGCUUACACAGCGGCUGGACCUGACUAAUUGAAUAAGCUAGGACUCAGAUAGGUUUGCUGCCGAAUACAAAACGUCGAGCAGAAUUUAACAAAACGGUAAGACAUGUUAGUAAUGCAUUAGGUACUUUACAAUGAGCAGUUGCCGUACACCUUUGAAAGCUUGUUAUUUGGCUGCGCCCAUAUCUUCUGUAAUAGCUACGGUAGCAUCGUCCCACGCUUGAAACAAUGUCUAGAUGACAGGUGCCGAACCAAAACAUGCUAUAGUCUUUGAAAAGAAGACGCGACGUGAUGCUGCAAAGAAUAAGUCUUCCCAGGGUCCCUCUCUAACUAUGGGCCAGUAACUGCCAUCACUGCACCAUGGGGAUCUGGACACAGUUUCUGCUUCUGCUUUGGAAGAACCUCACAUAUCGUAGGAGGAAUAAGAUCCAGCUGCUCAUUGAGAUACUGUGGCCCCUGUUCCUCUUCCUCAUCCUCAUCGCCGUACGACACUCCCACCCCCCAUACAAACAGAGCCAGUGUCACUUCCCCAACAAAGCUCUGCCCUCAGCUGGCACGUUAGCAUGGGUUCAAGGCAUUGUUUGCAACAUCAACAAUCCCUGCUUCCACCAGCCCACACCUGGAGAGAUGCCUGGCCAAGUGGGCAACUUUGACAACUCAAUACUUUCCCGAAUUCUGUUGGAAACGAGGACGGCAUUGGCCUACAGCAGCAACCAGACGGCCCUCCAUGGGUUUCAGGAGCUCCUGGACGUCGCUCAGAGACUUGGAGAGCGGCCCGAGGCUUGGCCAAAUUUGCCUGUGGGGGAGUAUCUGCGAGCAAACGAAACCUUCUCCAACUUCCUCCUCACCAAUGGCAACCUCUCACGGCCUGCCCUUGACGCGCUGCUUAGGGCGCGGCUCAACUUCCAGGUGGUGUCCCUGUCUGGGGCAGGGAUGCGUCUGACAGACAUUGUGUGCAACGCCUCUCUGCUGGAGCGCUUCCUGACUGUGGAGGGGGGCGACUCCAUGUCGGAGCUGCAGGCCAGCUUAUGUGUGGUUGACCCGGACACACUGCAGCAGGCUGAGCAGCUCUUCCUUUCCCAGCUGGACUACAGCAAGAUAUUCACGAGAGAAAGACUGAGAGCAAAUUUGGGAGAGCUGAGGGCUCUAAGCCAGGCCGUCACUUCUGUGUCUCAAGAAGUUGCAGGAAUCUUGGAUGAUUUAUCAGGGUUGUCAGGUUUCUCAGACUUGAACUCGGAGCUGAGGUUGCUGUCUCCAGAGAACCGCACAGGCGCUCCACUGCAGAGCUUCCGUGCCUUUAGCCGCAUCGUCUGUGGUCAUCCGGAGGGAGGUGUGGAGCGCAUCCCUUCCUUCAACUGGUAUGAGGACCAAGACGUUAAAUCCUUCCUGGGCCGAAACGGCACGGAAGAGGACGACAUGGAGAACGACAAUGCCACCACUCCCUUCUGUAAAAGCAUCAUUCAGAAUUUGGAGUCAAACCCCCUCUCCCGCAUUGUGUGGCGAGGAAUCAAGCCUCUCUUCAUUGGGAAGCUGCUGUACACACCAGAUACUCCUGCAGUCAGGGAGGUCAUGAAGGAGGUAAAUAAGACCUUUCAGGACCUGCAAAUUCUUACGGACCUAAAGGGGGCCUGGGAAGAGAUUGGACCUCGUGUGAAAACCUUCAUGGAGAGCAGUGUGGAGAUCCGACUUCUCCAGGAUCUGCUGAGGCGGCCGGAGGUGGCGUUUCUGGUAAACAUGCAACUGGCGAACACUUCCUGGACGGCGUCACGGAUCACCCGUUUCCUGUCCACGCCAGCACCUGACACGCCUCGCAAAGAAGGGGCUCCGCCCACCUGGUUUGACAUCUUCCAGGAUGUGAACAACACCAUCAGCACCCUGGGCCAGAUCACUGAAUGUUUCUCUCUAGAUAAAUUGGAAGGCGUUGCCACAGAGGGCCAGAUGAUUGACAGGGCUCUGGAGCUCUUAGAGGACAGGCAGUUCUGGGCAGGGAUCGUUUUUCUCCUUCCGGAUCCUUCCGCUCCCACCCUCCCCCCUCACGUGUCUUACAAGAUACGCAUGGACAUAGAUGAUGUCACGCGGACAAAUAAGAUCAAAGACAAGUUCUGGGAUCCGGGUCCGGCAGCGGAACCCUUCAGUGACAUGCGCUACAUCUGGGGCGGCUUUGUGUACGUGCAGGACCUGGUGGAGCGGGGGCUGACUCGAGUCAUGACAGGCAGGGAGCAGAACACAGGCGUCUACCUGCAGCAGAUGCCAUAUCCGUGCUUUGUGGAUGAUGUUUUCCUGCGUGUGCUGAACCGCUCGCUGCCCAUGUUCAUGACGACGGCGUGGAUGUACUCGGUGGCGAUGAUCAUCAAGUGUGUGGUGUACGAGAAGGAGGCGCGCCUCAAGGAGACCAUGAGGAUUAUGGGAUUGGGCUCGGGCACGCUGUGGGUCAGCUGGUUCAUCAGCAGCUAUGUGCCCUUCCUGAUCAGUGCAGGCCUGCUCGUCUCUCUUCUUCAGUGGGGGGACAUCCUGCCGUAUAGUGACCCAGUGGUGGUCUUCUUCUUCUUAGCUGCCUUUGCCACGGCCACCAUCAUGCUGUGUUUCCUCAUCAGCACCUUCUUUUCACGGGCAAACCUGGCGUCAGCAUGUGGGGGCCUCAUCUACUUCUCUCUCUACCUGCCGUACGUGCCGUGCGUAGCCUGGAGAGACUACCUCACCACCACACACCGUGUCCUUUUAAGCUUUCUGUCUCCAGUGGCGUUUGGCUUUGGCUGCGAGUACUUCUCCCAGUAUGAGGAGCAGGGAGUGGGAAUCCAGUGGUUCAACAUCAACUCCAGCCCCUUGGAGGGAGACACCUACAGCUUCGUCACCUCCAUCGUGAUGCUCUAUGUAGAUGCAGUCAUCUAUGGUGUACUUGCCUGGUACAUAGAGGCAGUUUUCCCGGGUGAGUUUGGGAUCCCUAAGCCCUGGUACUUCAUCUUCCAGCUGAACUACUGGGGCGGAGUACCACUGGAGAUGGGCAUGCCCAUCCCCCCAGCCCCCAGGGACGAGCGGGACGAACGAGUUGAGUCAGAGCCCCAGAACCUCAUUCUGGGUGUUGCCAUCCGCGACCUGGUCAAGAUUUACAAGAAAGGAGGGAAAUUGGCGGUCAAUCACCUCAAUCUCAAGUUCUAUGAGGGUCAGAUCACCUCUUUCCUGGGCCACAAUGGUGCAGGGAAGACCACCACAAUAUCCAUCCUGACUGGGCUGUUUCCCCCCUCGGCGGGGACAGUGUACGUGAGGGGCAUGGACAUCCGCACAGACAUGGAGUGGAUCAGGAGGACACUAGGGGUCUGCCCACAGCACAAUGUCCUCUUUGACAUCCUGACGGUGGAGGAGCAUGUGUGGUUCUAUGGCCGGCUUAAGGGCUUGGACAACACUGAGGUGUUGGAGGAGACGACCUCUCUGCUGGACGAUGUGGGACUGCUGCACAAACGGCACGAGGAAACACGCAACCUGUCAGGGGGGAUGAAGAGGAAGCUGUCCGUGGCCAUUGCCUUCAUCGGGGGCUCCAAGGUGGUGGUUCUGGACGAGCCUACUGCUGGAGUGGACCCCUACUCCCGUCGGGCCAUUUGGGACCUGCUGCUCAAGUACCGCAAAGACCGCACCAUCAUCUUGUCCACCCACUACAUGGACGAGGCGGAGUUGCUUGGUGACCGCAUCGCCAUCAUCUCCCAGGGGAAGCUGUGCUGCUGUGGAACGCCCCUCUACCUCAAGGCCAAACUGGGCACUGGCUACUACCUCACUGUGGUCAAGAAGGAGGUGGACAGCCGGACACCCAGCACUAGUACCAGCGCUGGAAAGCUCUCUCUACCUCCAGUGCCUAAGGACAGUGAUUCAUCCCUAAGUGACGACACUGGACUAGGAAGUGAGGAGAAUGGCCCUGACGUGCCCGCCCUUGUGGCGCUGGCGCAGCACCAUAUGCCCGAGGCGCGGCUGGUGCAGGACCUGGGCCGCGAGGCCAUCCUGAACCUGCCGCACGGCGCGGCGGAGGACGGCAGCCUGGCGCUCUUCCUGUCCGAGCUGGAGAAGAGACAGGCGGACAUGGGCAUCACCAGCUACGGCCUGUCCGACACCACCCUGGAGGAGAUUUUCCUGAAGGUAGCGGAGGAGACGGGGGUAGAUGUGGACCCCGCUGAGCCUGAGAGACCGCCCUCAUCACCACGGCAACGACGAGCUGAACCACCUGAAGAACGAGAGCCAGGGAGGAAACGACCACGCAAGCAAGAGCCCAAGGAGACAGACCUGCUGAGCGAGGAAGGGCGAGGCGGUGACCCGUCCACUGGCUGGUGGCUCACCUGGCAGCAGCUGCGGGCGCUCUUUGUCAAGAGGUGGCUGUACGCCCGGCGGAGCCGCAGAGGUUUUCUCGCUCAGAUCGUGCUGCCUGCCUUGUUUGUCCUCGUCGCUCUGUUCUUCAGUCUGCUCGCCCCACCCUUUGGGAAGUACCCGGCCCUGAAGCUGCAGCCCUGGAUGUACGGAGAGCAAUACACAUUCUACAGCAAUGACGCACCAACGGACCCAGAAAUUCAGAACCUCCUUGAUGCCUUGCUUGACCCUCCAGGUUUUGGGACCAAAUGCAUGGACUCGGAGAUGGAUACGGACGUGAACUCCACCUGUAGCCAGGAGCUGGGCUCCAGGUUCAUGCGUCCUCAGAUCCCGUACUCCACGUGGCAGCUGAUGGUGAAGGGCAACUGGACGGCGGCACAGCCCUCUCCUGAGUGUGAGUGCAGCUCAGAGGAGGUGCGCCGCAUGCUGCCCGACUGCCCAGAGGGAGCCGGAGGCCUGCCCCCACCCCAGAUAAAGCGACUCACUGGAGACGUCCUGCAGAACCUGACUGGUCGUGACAUCUCAGAUUACCUGGUGAAGACUUAUCCCCAGAUUCUUAAGAAAAGUAUGAAGACCAAGAAGUGGGUGAAUGAGUUUAGGUAUGGAGGCUUCUCUCUGGGUGGGAAGGCCUCACAGCCCAUUCCAGAAGGGCACUACCUGGAUGAGCCUGUUAUGGCCAUCAGAUCACGCUACAGAGUACCAGAGAACAGUUCCUUUGACAAACUCCUCCAUAGACUGCCAGGUUUUCUGAGUGGCCUGAACCGCGAGCAGAACGUAAAGGUGUGGUUCAACAACAAGGGGUGGCAUGCCAUGGUAUCCUUCGUCAACGUGCUGAACAACGGGCUCCUGCGCGCCAACUUGCCACCCGGUGUGGACAAGAGGCUCUAUGGCAUCACAGCCUACAAUCACCCGCUCAACCUCACAAAGGAACAGCUCAGUGAAAUGGCCCUGAUGACUACCUCUGUGGAUGUUCUGGUGUCUAUCUGCGUCAUAUUUGCCAUGUCUUUUGUGCCGGCGAGUUUUGUGCUCUUUCUUAUUGAGGAACGUGUCAGCAAAGCCAAGCACCUGCAGUUUGUCAGUGGAGUGAAACCAAUCCUGUACUGGCUGGCCAACUACACCUGGGACAUGCUGAACUACUCUGUGUCAGCCACCAUGGUGGUGCUCAUCUUCAUCGGCUUUCAGCAGCAGUCCUACGUCUCUGAGACCAACCUGCCCGCCCUCGUCCUGCUGCUUUUGCUCUAUGGCUGGUCCAUCACACCGCUCAUGUACCCAGCAUCUUUCCUGUUUGAGGUGCCAAGCACAGCCUACGUGGUCCUUACCUCCGUUAACCUCUUCAUUGGGAUGAAUGGUAGCAUUGCCACAUUUGUCCUCGAGCUGUUUGUGGAUGAGCAUUUAAAUUACGUCAACAAGAUUCUGAAGAAGGUCUUCCUGAUUUUCCCACACUUCUGCCUGGGUCGAGGGCUCAUUGACAUGGCGAAGAAUCAGGCCAUGGCCGAUGCAUUUCAGAGACUCGGUGCCAAGCAGUCACUGGAUCCACUGGCGUGGGAUUUUGUGGGGAAGAACUUAUUUGCAAUGGCGGUUGAAGGAGUGGUGUUCUUCAUAUUCACUAUUCUACUACAGUAUGGCUUCUUCUGCAAAUUCAGGCCCUGGUCUGACCCAGUGCUGCCCCCUCUUGGCCCAGAGGAUGAUGACGUUGCCAAAGAAAGAGACAGAGUACGCAACGGGAGAGCACAAGGAGACAUACUGUGCAUGAAAGACCUGAGCAAGAUAUACAAGGCAGGGAGGAAGCCAGCCGUGGAUCGCCUGUGUCUGGGGAUCCCUCGUGGGGAGUGCUUUGGUCUACUCGGAGUAAACGGUGCUGGAAAGACAACAACAUUCCGCAUGCUGACAGGAGACACCACUAUCACCCAUGGAGAAGCUUAUCUUAAUCAGUUCAGCGUGCUGACUGAGAUGGAGCGGGUCCAUCAGCUCAUGGGCUACUGCCCACAGUUUGACGCCAUCAGUGACCUGCUCACAGGUCGGGAGCACCUGGAGUUCUACGCCCGUCUGCGGGGGGUUAAGGAGGAGAACGUGGCAAAGGUGGCCGACUGGGGCGUGCGGAAGCUGGGUCUGAUUCAGUAUGCUGAGCAGGAAGCAGGAGGCUACAGCGGGGGAAACAAACGCAAACUCUCCACUGCCAUUUCCCUGAUUGGAGCUCCUCCAGUGAUAUUCCUGGAUGAGCCGACCACGGGCAUGGACCCCAAAGCCAAACGUUUCCUUUGGAACUGCAUCCUGAGUGUCAUCAAAGAAGGCAGAGCUGUGGUGCUCACCUCUCACAGCAUGGAGGAAUGUGAAGCCCUAUGCACUCGGAUGGCCAUCAUGGUGAAUGGCAGGUUUCGGUGUCUGGGGACAGUGCAACAUCUCAAGAACAGGUUUGGGGAUGGCUACACGAUAAUCCUGCGGCUCUCCAUGCCCUCACAGGAGCCCUGCCUGGUGGACUCCUACCUCAAACGGGCUUUCCCGGGCAUCGAACUGAAGGAGAAGCACCAGAACGUCCUGCAGUACCAGCUGCCUUCUCAUGCAUGCUCUCUAGCCUACGUCUUUGACGUGCUCUCCAACAACUACGAGGAGCUGGGCGUGUCGGACUACUCUGUCUCUCAGACCACUUUGGAUCAGGUUUUUGUUAACUUCGCGAAAGAACAGAGUGAUGAUGACCAGCUCAGAGAGGUGACAGUAAAUGGUGCUGUUCAGACCACUCAAACCAGCCGGCUGCUACCAAGCCAACCAAUUCAGCCAAUAACCAGUGGACCCACGUCACCAACCAGGUCACAGACAAGCCAGUCUUCCCCACAACACAAGGCAGCUGUCACUAGCCAGUCGUCAUCUCCCACCCGCGAACCCAGCCGGUCAGCGUCACCGAGCCAGAGCUCUCACGCUGGCCAGUCCUCUUCACCAGUCAGGGCAGCUCAACCUAGCCAGUCACCGACACUCAACGUGGCAGCUCGACCAUCCCGGUUACCCACCCCGAGUAGGGCAGCUCAACCCACCGGAUCUCCCAAAUCGCCUGGGUCUGGGGUCAGAGAAGGUCACUCCGAUGGGGUAAAAAACAAGGGCAAGGACAUCCCAAUGACAAGACUACCAAAGGCCAAGAAAGAGUCUUCAGGCGACAAGUCAAAACAUAAAGGAGAGGCCUCUGGCAGUAAAGAUCCCACCAAACUUUUCAUGGUUGCAACCACACAAGACAGUGAGGUCUGAGGAGAGCAGCCUGGCUGUGGUUUAAAGGCUUGUGGAAAAACGGACAAAAUGGGUCGUCUGUCAGGGGGUGGGAGCCCUCCAAAGUUUUAGGUCUGGUGCCUUGUUCAUUAUCCAUCAUCGCUGUGCUCCAUAUCACUGUGUUCCCCCUGGCUCUUUAAGGCCAUUCAUGUAGUUGUAACAAUUUAUUGAUAAAUCCUAUGUGGAAAUCUUCUACUACGAUUUCAGGAGGAAAAAUGACUCAUACAUCCGCAUGCUGCAAACAACUACCAAUGCAUUCCCCAAAAUCCCAGUCUGUUUGUUACUGAAUGUUUCCAUAAUCAAUCUGAUGCACUUUGAAACAGUAAAUGAUGUGCACUAUCUGACAGUUUAUUUUUAUUUUACUGUAACUAUUAUGCUGGGUUUUCUUAUUACUUCUGGCCUAUAUGUACACAAUUGUGUACAACUGAUGUAUAGCUUAUUUUAAAGUAGUACUUAUGUGACACACACACACACACACACACAGCUUUUUUCACUUACCUCCAAUAUGGUUGAUAAACUUAAAUGUGGUGUCCAAAUUUUGCCUCUUAGGACCGUAUGCCAACACUUUUUAUGCAAAGUAUUAUGAGCGCCAAAUGGCAUUGUUUGACUAAUAUUAUUUGUCAAAAAAAAGUAUCAGUUACAUUAAAUUAAUCGACAUCAUCAUGAGAAUCAACUCUACCUUUCAAGACAGUCAACUUAUAUUGGUGUUGGCAGGGUAAGACCAAAAUGUAUUUAAACUUUUACGUUGUGGCAUUUAGAUUUUACAAAUCAUGGCAUUAUCACAUACUAUGUGAGAUAUCAUGUAAAAAAUAGUCUACUGGACUGUUUCACAACUCACUGUGUUUUAGGCUAUGGUAAUGACUUCCGCAGUUUACAUUGUUAGCAUUGUUAACCAUUGUUAGCUUACAUCAAAGAUCUGUGACAAGUGAGCAAGAUUUGGACAUGAAACAUAAUCUUGAUGGAUAUGUGAAUUGAGGGGGAAAUUUGGGUAAACCACUUCUGCUAAACUACUCCACUAAAACACCGCCUUCAUUAGGUCAGUUUUGAUAUGUUUAUUUAUUUUUUAUCUAUUUUUUCUCAGUUUCAUGAGUGUCAGAUGAAAGGUAAACCCUAUGCGCUGCAUAAUGCUGCACUCUUUUUUUUGGAAAACAAGAUCUGUUACCAUGUCAAGCUGCGUUAGCAUGUGAAGACAUAAAAUAGAAUGUAUUGAAGGACAAUGUGUUUAAAUAGUAAUAUAUACUUGACUGUGGCUGUAGUAAUUUAUCUGUGUUCAGAAAGUAUGUCUAUAUGGAAAGAAUAUUUAUGAAUAAAUAUUUAAUACUCAAAACA
Messenger RNA from Alosa alosa (allis shad), 8950 nucleotides. RefSeq names its product ATP-binding cassette, sub-family A (ABC1), member 7 (gene abca7). The transcript has 51 exons. Gene Ontology annotation, molecular function: ATP hydrolysis activity; lipid carrier activity; ATP binding. Gene Ontology annotation, cellular component: membrane; intracellular membrane-bounded organelle. The record is from RefSeq and is a predicted model, not a curated record. The coding region runs from base 383 to 7603 and encodes 2406 amino acids. Lineage: Eukaryota; Metazoa; Chordata; Actinopteri; Clupeiformes; Clupeidae. Gene Ontology annotation, biological process: lipid transport; transmembrane transport.